This is a messenger RNA of Phytophthora nicotianae INRA-310, 438 nucleotides long. RefSeq lists its product as hypothetical. The transcript has a single exon. The coding region runs from base 1 to 438 and encodes 145 amino acids. The record is from RefSeq and is a predicted model, not a curated record. Lineage: Eukaryota; Oomycota; Peronosporomycetes; Peronosporales; Peronosporaceae.
AUGCGCACCCACCCGGUGUUUUACGUGGGCUUACUCAAGCCAUGUCUUGAUCCUGCUCGGGAGAGCGUAGAGUCGCUGGCGCCGACCCGGAAAGUGGCUGCGCAGCAGCGAGUGGCUGGGCCACGACAGGACGCUGUGAGACAGCAGGUGGCAAGUCCACAGCAGGCUGUGGAACAGCAAGUGGCAGAGCAACAGGACGAGAACCGAGCUGCUGGAGACGCAGCAACAUCUCCAUCUGACCCUGCAGCUGAGCGAGUUGACACUCUAGGUCAGCAACCCGAUUUUGGACCGCUUGAGGCGUAUCAAACCAGUCCACCCGUCGGUACAUCUCCUCGAGAUCAUCCGCCAAGCGGCCAACAGAAACGUUGGAGGCGUGAACAAAUUGGUUCAGUGAACCGACGCGGUGUUUCAGCGCACGAAGGUCGCUGGUAUUCGUAA